Molecule: messenger RNA, 1020 nt
Organism: Tigriopus californicus
Lineage: Eukaryota; Metazoa; Arthropoda; Copepoda; Harpacticoida; Harpacticidae
Gene: Trx2
Product: thioredoxin-2-like
Exons: 3
Coding region: 256-573 (105 amino acids)
Molecular function (GO): protein-disulfide reductase activity
Source: RefSeq, a predicted model, not a curated record
ACUUGAUCAUCCAGUCGCAGAGAUUGUCGCGUAAUUAAAGAUUUCAGUCGGCUUUGGUGAGGUUCUCGUUUGUCGGAAGGCUUGAUUGAGAUUUGAGGCUUGGAUCGUCACUCUUGACCAAAAUCUGUGAGUGAGUGAGAGUGACUCUGAAUAUUAGUGACUCAGUCACAAGGACGACGCAUUCAAGCCAACUGAUAAUUGAGUGCUCUAGGCGUGCCCAUUCAUUUUCCAGCACUACCCAAAAAAACCGACAAAAUGGUGCAACAAAUCGCUGACAUGGACGAGCUUCGAACCCAGCUCACCAAUGCUGGUGACAAGCUGGUGGUGAUCGACUUCUAUGCUACCUGGUGUGGUCCCUGCAAGAUGAUCGCCCCUCAGAUCGAAGAGAUGGCCUCCACCAUGGACGACGUGGUGUUUCUCAAGGUCGACGUGGACGAGGCCGAAGAGGUUGCCGCCGAAUACAACGUCACCGCCAUGCCUACAUUCAUCCUCAUCAAAAACUCGAAACAGAUCGAGGACCUGAUGGGAGCCAAUUCAGAUAAGCUCAAGGAGCUGGUCAAUAAGCACAAGUAGAUUCAACUAGCCUUGCCGGGGCGCAAAGUUUGCACGACCAGAUUUUGUCCUUCAUCUACAACUACUACUACUAUUAUUGUAACAACAGCAACAACAACAUCUUCUAUGUUCAUUAAUCACCCACAUCAUGAAGAAAGAUCCAAUACAAGAGCUAGAAAUCCUACACGACACAUUCUUGAGACCCACUCGGAUUUCACUUCAUUUGCCAUCGAACCCUCGACCUUGUGAUACAAGAGCUAGUUCAGGGCAACCCUAACAUCUGAUUUUGGGGAUUUCUUGCUCUCAGCGAAAUGAUCCACCUCGCUCGCCAGUAUCAUGAUCAUCUGGAUGAUGAUGAUCAUGAUGAUUAUGAUAUUCUUCAUCUCAAUCAUCACAAAACCAGGGCAUCAUCUGUUCUACUAUGUUUAUUAUGAGUAUCAUUGAUAUCAAUACUACGAUUCUAAUUGA